AUGAGCCGUCGAAACUCACUGAGAAGAGUGCAGGCCGUUGAGCCAUUGGAUUUCGAAGAGGAAAGAAGCAGAGGCAAAAAAUGCUUCAGCAAAGAAGACUGGUCAGGUGCCGUAGCCCACUACACAAACUGCGCGCGAUUCAAGAAAAAGAACGACGAAUCUGCAACAAAUGAUCUUGUCGCCGCUUACUCCAACCGUGCUGAGGCACUUUUACAGAUGGGCGAGUUCAACUUGGCCCUACGCGAUUGCACAAAAGGCCUCGAAUUAGAUCCCAAAAAUCUCAAAACCCUCUACAGAAAAGGCCGGGCACUUCACGCCCUCAAAGAAUUCUCUCAGGCUUUUUUUGUCCUAGAAGAAGCCCUAGAAAUUCACCCGGAGCACUCAGAAGUAUUGACUGCUCUGCAACAGUGUAAAGCUUCGUAUGCCCAAGCCCGCAUGGGGGAGUACGACGUGUCGGAGUUCUUGCAUGGACGCCAGCCGCCACCUCGGGUAGAUGAUGUCAUCGGUGACGUCGAGAUCAGGAAGACGAAGGACGGGCGCGGGUGGGGACUCUACGCCACGAAAAAUGUCGGCGCCGGCGAGCUGCUCCUCGUGAGCAACGCAGUCGCUGUUGCCCGCCGUCAUGCAGAGUUUGCGGCCGCCGAUAAAAUGCUUGCAUGUUUGCAUGAAGAUCUUGUACGUGCCGUCAUCGAUGCUGCAGACAAAUCUCAUGUCUUCGCACAACAGCUUUGUGCGCUGGACGAUGGAUCUGCACAGGGCCGUGCAUUGACGCCCGACAUGGGCUUGUUCCAGCCUGGCAGACGCCGUUCCGUAGCAGUACAGGAAUUUGAUGGGGCUCGCAUUCGUGAUAUCGUUGCUCGAAAUGCGUUGUCUAGGGAAGUUAUGACGGUGGGAUCUAGUGAGGUUCUGUGUGGAUUGUGGCUGCUGCCGUCUUUUAUCAAUCACUCCUGCAUUCCCAGUUCGGGUAGAUUGACAGUCGGAAAUGCGAUGUUUUUGCAUGCGGCGAAGGACAUCAACAAGGGGGAAGAAAUCACAAUGUGCUAUUCCGAUGCCUUGCUUCCUCUCCCGCUGCGCCAGGCCAAAUUCGAGGCUUGCGGUUUCAAGUGCAUUUGCCGGCGUUGCAGUGUGGAGAAGUCUUUGUACUCUGUUCUUAAGCCUUUGUAUUCACAGUUUGAGGCCUUGCAUGAUAAGGCUGUGGGGGAAACGAAUUGGGCUAGGGCUUCGGGGCGAGAGUUCCUCACUGAGUUGCCUAAAUGUGCAGAAUUUGGGGAGGUUUUUUUGAAGCUUGAGCAAAUUCUGGCUAAGCAGUCGAGAAUGAAGGACGAAGAGAAGAAGUGGAUUAGAUCUUCUUUUGUUUCUGCUUACUUGGCUGGAAUUCAGUCGGAGGAGUUCUUUCCUAAAACUCUUGAGGAUCCUUUUCCUGCACGGGUUGAAAUAAUGCAGGCCAUUCAGAGUACCGUGCCAGGUGAUGUGAGGACCCUCGUUAUGGCUGCCCAUGAAUUGAAAGAGAUGAAGGGUUUGGCUGGGGCAAGUGAACAAUGGGCUGUAGAGCAUUCUGCAAUACUGGCCUCACAAGCUUGCAUCAAAGUUUUUGGUAAUCAUAGGGAUGAUGUUAUUCAAGAACUUAUAUCCAGUUAUUCGAACUGCCAUGUCUUUUAG
Molecule: messenger RNA, 1659 nt
Organism: Cryptomeria japonica (Japanese cedar)
Lineage: Eukaryota; Viridiplantae; Streptophyta; Pinopsida; Cupressales; Cupressaceae
Product: methyltransferase FGSG_00040-like
Exons: 1
Coding region: 1-1659 (552 amino acids)
Molecular function (GO): protein binding
Source: RefSeq, a predicted model, not a curated record